AACAACAAAGGCGCAAAACCAGAGAGAACAACAACGAAACAUCUCGACCUCUGCCCUCGUUUUCCGGCGACGGUUCGUCGGCGUCUCGGAGGUCGGACGGUGAAACCGUGACCUAGAUCCCCCCUGUACUCGGUCAAGCUCGGUGAAGGUCUGCAAAUGGGUGCCCAGGGCUUCACUGUUGAUUUGAACAAACCCCUUGUUUUUCAGGUUGGCCACCUUGGAGAUGCGUACGAGGAAUGGGUUCACCAACCUAUUGUGACCAAAGAAGGCCCUCGGUUUUUCCAGAACGACUUUUGUGAGUUCUUGACCCGGACAGUAUGGUGGGCUGUUCCGGUAAUUUGGUUGCCGGUUGUUUUCUAUUGCAUCUCAACAUCAGUAAUGAUGGGGCAUACGCUUCCAGAAAUGGCUGCAAUGGUAGCAUUUGGCAUAUUCAUAUGGACAUUGAUAGAAUACACUCUCCACCGAUUCCUUUUUCACAUUAAAACAAAGAGUUACUGGGGGAACACUGCACACUAUCUGAUGCAUGGAUGUCACCACAAACACCCAAUGGACCACCUUCGUCUCGUUUUCCCUCCGGCCGCAACCGCCAUUUUAUGCAUUCCGUUCUGGAACAUUGUGAAGCUCUUUGCGACCCCUUCGACAACUCCUGGAUUGUUUGGGGGAGGCUUGCUCGGCUACGUGAUGUAUGAUAUCACGCAUUACUACUUGCACCAUGCCCAACCAUCCAGCCAAGUUACCAAGAAUCUUAAGAAAUACCAUUUGAAUCAUCACUUCAGGAUACAGGACAAGGGGUUCGGAAUCACUUCGUCGCUAUGGGACAAUGUGUUUGGUACACUUCCUGGAUCUAAACCCUCCACCAAAUAACUCCAAAAAAAAAAAAGAGGAGGAGGAGCAGCAGUGAGGACCGAAGCUGUGUUUCAUCACCAAAAAAAAAAAUUAAAAUGGUCACUGAUGAGAUAAUAUCUUCCCCCAUAUUUAAAUGAUCCUCUGUAAAUCAAUUGUGUUUCAUAACCAUUCCUUUUGGGGUCUGUUUAUGAACAUCGUUACCAUCAUUAUUCUAGAAGUUCAUUUAGGACACAAGGGGGUCGAAGGUAAAUGUUUAAUUUU
Tarenaya hassleriana is the source of this 1107-nucleotide messenger RNA. RefSeq names its product dihydroceramide fatty acyl 2-hydroxylase FAH1-like. Gene Ontology annotation, molecular function: fatty acid 2-hydroxylase activity; iron ion binding. The record is from RefSeq and is a predicted model, not a curated record. The coding region runs from base 157 to 864 and encodes 235 amino acids. Gene Ontology annotation, cellular component: membrane; endoplasmic reticulum. Gene Ontology annotation, biological process: lipid biosynthetic process; fatty acid metabolic process. NCBI's taxonomy places the organism in Eukaryota, Viridiplantae, Streptophyta, Magnoliopsida, Brassicales, Cleomaceae. The transcript has 7 exons.